AUGGCGUACUUCUUCUCGACCCCUGUGGACAUUGACGUUGUCCUCGAGAACAGCGAUGAUCGGUCCAUGGUGGACGUGCGGUUGGAAAAGAACCGCCGCGAGAAGGCACCGCUGUACAUGGAUGGCGAGUCCGUCAAGGGUGCCGUGACUGUGCGGCCAAAGGACGGCAAGCGUCUUGAGCACACGGGCAUCAAGGUGCAGUUUAUUGGCACAAUCGAAAUGUUCUUUGAUCGCGGCAACCACUACGAGUUCCUGUCGCUCGUGCAGGAGCUGGCGGCGCCGGGCGAGCUGCAGCACCCGCAGACGUUCGAUUUCAACUUCAAAAACGUCGAGAAGCAGUACGAGUCGUACAACGGCAUCAACGUCAAGCUGCGGUACUUUGUGCGCGUGACGGUCUCGCGGCGCAUGGCCGACGUGAUCCGCGAAAAGGACAUUUGGGUGUACAGCUACCGCAUCCCGCCGGAGAUGAACUCGCCCAUCAAGAUGGAUGUCGGCAUCGAGGACUGCUUGCACAUUGAAUUUGAGUACAGCAAGUCCAAGUACCACCUUAAGGAUGUGAUUGUCGGCCGCAUCUACUUUUUGCUGGUGCGGCUCAAGAUCAAACACAUGGAGCUGUCGAUCAUCCGGCGCGAGACAACCGGUGCUGCCCCGAACCAGUACAACGAGAGCGAGACGCUCGUGCGCUUCGAGAUCAUGGACGGCUCGCCCUCGCGUGGCGAGACCAUCCCCAUCCGCCUCUUCCUCGGCGGCUUCGACCUCACACCCACGUUCCGGGACGUGAACAAGAAGUUCUCGACGCGGUACUACCUGAGUCUGGUGCUUAUCGACGAAGACGCCCGGAGAUACUUUAAACAGUCGGAGAUCAUUCUGUACCGGCAGGCGCCCGAGAUCGCCAACGCCGAGGCGGCCGCGCCGUCCGCAAUACAUGCCCCGCCGCCAGAGAACAAGGCCGCCGUGGCGCUUCCGCCCCCUGCAUAG
This is a messenger RNA of Sporothrix brasiliensis 5110, 978 nucleotides long. RefSeq names its product vacuolar protein sorting 26. Gene Ontology annotation, cellular component: endosome; retromer complex. Lineage: Eukaryota; Fungi; Ascomycota; Sordariomycetes; Ophiostomatales; Ophiostomataceae. The transcript has 3 exons. The coding region runs from base 1 to 978 and encodes 325 amino acids. Gene Ontology annotation, biological process: retrograde transport, endosome to Golgi; intracellular protein transport. The record is from RefSeq and is a predicted model, not a curated record.